This is a messenger RNA of Trichobilharzia regenti, 855 nucleotides long. NCBI's taxonomy places the organism in Eukaryota, Metazoa, Platyhelminthes, Trematoda, Strigeidida, Schistosomatidae. The record is from the annotation of a GenBank genome assembly.
AUGAUGGCAUGGGUACCACACUUACUCUGGCGUGUUGGUUCAAGACGUUUACCUCUAUUAUUAAAAUCAGCCAAAGAAGCUGCUAUACCUGAUCGUGAAUUGCGACUCAAGGCUGUUUCAUGUUUAGUUGCAACACUAGAAGAACAAGCUGAAUCACAGUCAAGAUUUAGACGAAUAAAAUCAAUUGUAAAUCGAUGUCUAUGCGGUGUCACACCGAAUGCUCGUCUAACUAUGCUCUUCUUAUUUGUACGAGCAUUAUUUGUAGCUAAUUCAGUUGGACAGAUUUAUCUAAUGAAACGCUUUACCGGUUUUAAUAGUACUGUAUUUGGUCUACGAUUAUUACAAGAUUUAUCUUCUGGAAUUGAAUGGGAACGAACUGGACAUUUUCCCCGUGUCACAUAUUGCACAAUAAAAGUUCGUAAAAUGGGUCAAACUAAACCUGCAAGCUACACUUUGCAGUGUGUUUUACCGAUCAAUAACUUCACUGAGAAAAUCUAUGUAUUCCUGUGGUUUUGGUUUGCUAUUCUUGGAUUAUUAACCACUCUAAACACAUUACAAUGGGCAAUGAAUACAAUAUUGCCAGUACGUCGUGUACGUUAUAUCAAACAAUAUUUGAAGGCAUUACGAUUGAUAUCUAGCACAGAAGAGCGUGAUUGUGCACGAUUUGUAAAUAAUAAUCUAGGCGCUGAUGGUGUCUUCAUUCUGCAUGUUGUCUCUAAAAUAGCUAGUGAUCUUAUCGCCUUGGAUGUGACAGCCACAUUAUGGAAAAAUUAUCGACAGGCGAAAAUCACGGGGACAGAAGAAGACGUUAACCGUCUAUUGGAAACAGUCAAUCGAGGUUCAUCUGUUGUCUAA